Molecule: messenger RNA, 2699 nt
Organism: Xylona heveae TC161
Lineage: Eukaryota; Fungi; Ascomycota; Xylonomycetes; Xylonales; Xylonaceae
Product: inosine monophosphate dehydrogenase
Exons: 4
Coding region: 60-2699 (879 amino acids)
Biological process (GO): regulation of DNA-templated transcription; response to xenobiotic stimulus
Molecular function (GO): nitronate monooxygenase activity; zinc ion binding; DNA-binding transcription factor activity, RNA polymerase II-specific
Source: RefSeq, a predicted model, not a curated record
GAAGCUUAUUCCCAUAUCGCAAUUGAUUGGAUAAAAAUUUCUUUUUACUCUACAUUAUCAUGGCAUCCUCCACCGGACAGCUCAAGCGCAAGCGCUCUCGGGUAGCGUGCGAGCCCUGUCGAGAACGAAAGAGAAAAUGCAAUGGAGGAAACCCUUGUCUGACAUGCACUGAAUGGGGAUAUGACUGCUUCUACAAAAACCACCAUCGCGCAGAAGCCCAGUCGUCUUUAAUUCCAGCUCCACCUGAAGAUCUGCAGGAUGCUUCUGUUGCCGAAAGAUCAAUACCGGACACCGUACGGUCUGAGGAUCAAGACGUCGCGCAACGUUUGGAAGCAAAUUCCGGAGCUGCUUUUGUGAGAAAGCUGGGCCUCAAAGUCGAUCCGGAACAUGCACCCAAAUUGAACCUUUUUGGAUGGAACAUCGGCGCGCGUCAAGGACUUUUAGGCGCCGAAUCUGCCUCUGCUCUGCCUAGUCUCAAUGUUAUUCCUCUAGCAGACAUGCGGGAAUUGGCAUGUGUCUACUUCGCAAAGGUCGACCCAUGUUACGGUUUCAUUGAUUCCCGUGUUUUCUAUGAGCGCUUGGAUGCGCGUUGGCGUUCGCCUCUGACAAGCAGCUCAUAUGAUAGUGUGCUGGCUGGAGUUGCUGCGCUUGGAUCACUUUUCUCUACCAGGAAUCUCGGCAUUACAGAACACCAUCUGGUGAAGACAGCUCAGGUGCAAUUAGAAACGGAGCUUUUGAUCAAAGCUCCUUGUCUGGACACACUUACCGGCUGGACGCUUCGAGUAAUCUACAUGAGAAUGACGGCAUCUCCAUAUCCUGCAUGGAUCGCAAGUUGUACUUUGAUGCAUUUGAUUGAAGCUGCAGGUUUCCACCUCAAACCAUCUAGCGACACAGUCCUUUCUUGUGGCGUACAGUGCGAUCCCCAGAUUCGAGGGAGACUAAUUGGGGUAGCACAGCACCUCAACAUGUGGAUUUCUUACGAUCUCGGCCUCUCAAUGGUUCCACUACACAACGAGAACCCAUUGACUUUAUCUCCUAGAGAGGGCGACUAUACGACCGAGCUUCUUAAUCUCUUGCCAGUUUCAUCCAGCCUGGCACCAGACAAGACUCGAAAUGACACUGAUCUGCAAUCACUUCUUUUACAGAUCUUGAAUGGAGCACACAGUCAGCCGCCAUCUGUUCUCGCCCAAUGCAACCUUGUCCUAUGUCUACUUCGCCGACUGCGAGCCUUGAAUUCCAACCUUUCCUCUCUUCUUCUCGAGAAAGUCCUUGCGUUAUUCAAACAGGGCCUCUGUGCCGCGCGCACCAUGGCAAUGAGCUGCAAUCCCUGGCACCACGUAGCCAACGUACCUUUUCACAUCAUCAGCAUUCUCCUCGAGAUGGACAGCCGUGUCUCAUUUGCUUUACUCCCAGAAGCAAUGCAGACAUUGCGACAGGUCGCCAACACGUACAACACUGCAACUAUGCGCGAGGCUCACAAUACCGCCUGCCUGCUAAUCUUUCUCUAUCAACGACGCAGGUCCGAAGAUCCUUCAGAGCUCAGACCGUCCCCACGACAAAUGACACCAAGCUCUGAAGGAGUUUCCUGGCUGGAAGGUUUGGUUUCCGAGCUUCCCAACUUGCAGGGGUUUGACUUCACGCAAUUCUUGCAAGACAUGAAUGAUUUGUCUCAGGAUGUAGACGUGGUCGACGGGAUUAAUUUUAUCCCAUUAAUAGUCAGCGCUCCCAUGCGCGUCAUGUCCGGCCCGGUGCUGGCAGUAGCCGUCUCUCGCGCCGGCGGAUUGGGAUUUAUUGGCCCGGGGGUCAAAACUCAGGACAUGUUCAAAGACCUCGAGGAGGCAUCAGCGCUGGUCAAAAAUCCAAAAUGGACAGCACGACCACCACCCGUAAAUUCGACGCUUCCUGUCGGAAUAGCAGUAUCUGCCAUACGGCAAUUCAAGCCCUGCGCUGCGUGGCUGUACGCGCCGAGAGAAGGGCAAAAGGAGUAUGAUCUCUGGUCGACGAAGAUUCGCAAAGCGUCGCCUCAUACGCAGAUAUGGAUCCAGAUAGGUACUCUGGCAGAGGCAGUGCAACUCGUCCGAGAAGGUCCCGCUGAGCAAAGACCUGAUAUCAUUGUCGUGCAGGGCGCAGAGGCUGGCGGGCAUGGUCGGGCUAAAGACGGAAUGGGUCUCAUGACUCUCUUCCCGGAGGUGGCGGAUGCCUUGGCACACAGCGAGAUACCGCUCUUCGCUGCUGGAGGUAUUACUGAUGGACGAGGAGCAGCGGCUGCGUUGUGUCUCGGUGCUUCGGGCAUAGUCAUGGGUACGCGGUUCCUGGCUUCGACGGAGGCACGGAUAAGCCGGGGGUAUCAAAAUGAGAUUAUACGGGCUAGUGAUGCGGCUACGUCAACCACGAAGACCUUGCUGUACAAUCAUCUGAGGGGAACGAUGGGGUGGCCAGAAGAGUAUAGUCCCCGAACGAUUAUUAACAGAUCAUUCAUUGAGCACCAAAAGGGGUCUCCAUUUGAAGAGUUGAAGAAGCUUCACGAUGAAUCGCUCAAGGCUGGUGAUAGUGGCUGGGGGCCAGAGGGCCGGCUGGCAACCUAUGCUGGAGCUGGCAUUGGAUUGAUUCACGAGGUCAAGGAUGCUGCAGCGAUUGUUCGGGAGACUCAAGAGGGAGUGCGAGAGAGACUGAGCUCCGGGAAUAAAUAUAAACUAUAA